Molecule: messenger RNA, 605 nt
Organism: Paralichthys olivaceus (Japanese flounder)
Lineage: Eukaryota; Metazoa; Chordata; Actinopteri; Pleuronectiformes; Paralichthyidae
Product: receptor activity-modifying protein 1
Biological process (GO): receptor internalization; regulation of G protein-coupled receptor signaling pathway; cellular response to hormone stimulus
Cellular component (GO): cell surface; membrane; signaling receptor complex
Molecular function (GO): coreceptor activity
Source: RefSeq, a predicted model, not a curated record
AUUCAAGGAUUUAACCAGGGAUUCAAAACGGAGAACAAUAACAGCAGCAAACAAUCUAAGAUGGUGUUGACUGUAUGUUUUCUGGCUCUUGGCCUCAUCUGGACAGGAAUGGCUGCCAAAUCUGUUGCUCGGCCAUGUGACCAGCACAUGUUCGACAGUAAUGUUGACGACUGUCUGUCAGCAUUCAACAACAGCAUGAAGACGAGCGACUAUCAGGACAGGUGUCCAUGGCCAACAGUAAAAGGCAUCUACAACCAACUGUGCCUUUGUGUGGACGCCUGGGCCAAAAAAUCUUGGUGCAGGGGUAAAUGGUUUUUGGUCGACAAGGUCUUCUUGGCUGUCCACCAGACGUACUUUUCACAUUGUGGACUGGUCCAAGACCCCCCUCUCAUCACUUUUAUCAUGUUAAUAUCACCUUGUAUCAUUAUUACCCUCCUUGUGCCUUUUCUGUGUCUUUCUCUCACCACCAAAGGACUCACUUGUUUGACAUUUUGGAGGUCUGAUCAGUUGAGCUGACCUAAAUUAACACUUCUACCUCCCGUAUACUCGGUAAAUUAAACCUCUGGCACAACACCAUAUGUUGACAUUGUCCCCAAAACACAUGA